AUGGAUACCACAUCCAAUUUAUUAACCUCAACAAAUAAAUUACAAUCGCCAACAGGUACAAAUUUACCUGUAAGUACUAAUGUAUCAGUAUCACAAUCACCAAUAGGUACCAGCCAAGCAUUCGGAGUGCCAUCAGUUACAUCACCAAUAAACAACAGCAUGAAUGGUGGUCAAUCUACAACUACACCAAAUUUAGCCAGUAUCGUACAACCUCCAAUCAACAAAGGGAGAAAUAAAUUAAAAGUCGAAUAUUACUUUGAUGAUUACGAGGAUUCAUUUUUUACAAAACAAAAUAUAAAUGAUCCAUUAAAAUUAUCGGUUAUACCAGAUCUUCUAUCAUUACAAAGCGAAAAGAGAACUACCAAUAUUGUCGGAAGUAAUAUACCUCAAGAGGUAUUGGAAAAAUUUCAAGCAACAGAACAAGAAAGAAAUAAAUCAUUCACAAAGGGUGUUCAAGAAUCUCUUGAUAUUUUUAAUCAAGAUUGGUUAGUCGUUAAUCGUGAACCUUUACCAUCAGCACAAUCACAGCCAUUAAAGCCACUUACAAUCCAACACUUUUCUGCCGAUAAUGAAUUCGAUUCAGUUUCACCAACCGAAAGCGUCAAAGAUUUAAAUAAAGAUUUAGAAGAAACUUCAAAACUUUCAACACCAGAUCCAAAAUCAGUAGAGUUUUUAAAAACAAGCAGAGUUCCAUUAUUUCAAACAUAUUAUAUUGCUGAUGAAUUACCACAAAUCGAUCCACCAAAAAUUGGUAAAAAAAUUAUCGAAAAUAUUGGAUUUCAAUUUAAAGCAGAAUGUACCGAUUUUAAAGCACAAAUAGGUAAUUUUGAACCAUUUUUUGGAAGAAUGUUUUUAUUUGAUGCAAAUAAAGUUGAUGAAUCAAAUCUAAAGUCACCAGAAAUUGGUAUUGUCUCAGAAGUUUUUCAUUUUGAUUUAAAUCAUUAUUUAAACCAAGACUUAUUACCAAAAAUUAAUCUUGGAGUUAAUCCAUUAAAUCAAAUUAAUCCAUUGGAUAAUCAAAGCUCAACCAAAUUUUUAAAAUCAAUUUUUACAUGCGAUAAAUCAGAAGAUGUAUAUUUAGUAGUAUGUUUUGAUAAAGUUAUAUUGGGUGAUCCAGAGGAAACAACAAAGAAUUAUUUCAAUCCACCAAAACCAAAGGAUUUAACAAAGUUCCAAGGUGAGGUUAAAGAGGGUGUCAGUAGAUUAGGUAGAUUUAAACAAACAUUUAUUUGGGGAUGUUUAGAGUUAUUCGAUUCAAAUAAGAAGUUUAAUUUCGAUCAGGGUGAAGUUGAAGUAAAGAUUACAAAUUUUACAAAAAUGAAGUUUGAUCAGCUCUAUACAUUUGUAACCAAAGAAAAGAAAGCAAAUAAAGAUCCAUUAUUUGAGUGUACAUUAAAAAUUCAACAAUGCUCAGUUUCCCUCGAUGAUAACAAGUAUCUCUAUAAUGAAACCAUUGAUGGUAGAAUAGAUUAUUUAUUACGUCCAAAAGUUCCAAAUCAAAGUGGUGCAAAGCCUGGUUCAGAUGGCAAAGAUUUGGUAAAAGAAGUUUUAUAUUUUAAUAGUAUAAAUUCAUGUAGUGGCGAUUCAGUAGAUAGUGUUCAUUAUUCACCAAAAGAAAACGGUUCAUCAGGUAAUGGAAAUGUUAAUAGUCCUUCAUCCCCAUCUUCAAAUACUGUAAAUUCAACAAUUCAGAAUGGUGGUAAUGGCUCUACUAUUGCCUUACCAAGAGAAAUCAAAGAGCCACAUUUAAAUUUUUCAAACGUUUUAUAUUUCUAUCCAAAGAGUGUAAAUUUAACCAAUUUAGAUCACCGUGGUUCUGCUAGAAAUAUAUUUUUAGAAGUUAAAUUAAUGGAGGAUGAUAGUAGUGUCACAGCCACCGGCUUGAAAUCUGUUUAUGGUACAACUACCUCUCCAUUACUUUGUUGUUCUUUUAUUACCUCUGUAGUUUAUCACAAUAAGAAGCCAAAAUUCUCCGAUGAAAUUAAAAUUAAUCUUCCAGCAAAAUUAACACCAAAUCAUCAUUUAUUAGUUACAUUUUACCAUUUGGGUUGUAAGAAAACAAAGAAGGCUGAUAAUUCUGUUAAUACUCCAUUGGGUUUCAGUGUUGUUCGUCUUUUUGAUGAUGAUUGCAUCAUUGUUGACGGUAAAUAUAAGAGUCCCAUUGGUACUGUAUUCCCACCUCGUUAUUUAGCUCACGAGGCCAAGGAUAUAAAAGAUCAAAAGGAUGCCACUAACCAUAAAGUUUGGGUAGAUAAUAAGAAGCCAUUAUUCUCUUUCAAAACUCGUGUUAUUUCUUCUCUUUACCCUCAAGAUCAUACUUUAUCUGUAUUAUUAAAAGAAUCCACCUUGGCAGAUCACAGUUUAUUAAAUGAAUACAUUAAAAAACUCCCAUCAGUACCAUCAUCAUUAAAAACUCAAUUCUUCCCAGCUAUUAUUAGACUAUUAUUCAAAGCAAUUACAAGUCUCUCAUCUGAAAUUGGUGCAAAUUCAUUCAAUGUGCUUUUAAAUCUUUUAGAUAGUGUACCUGAAGAUGUUUUAACUUCAUAUAGCACCUAUAUUUUCAAUAAUAGUAAUGCUGGCUCAAUUACAUUAUAUGAUAGUUUAGUACAAGUUUGGAAUCAAUUGUUGGAGGGUGAUAGUCCAGCCACAACUAAUCAACCAAACAUUAAAGAUCCAAAUCAAACAGCCAAUCAACAGGGUACUCAAGCAACUGUACCAAAUCCAAACAUAUUAAAUUCAAGUGAAUUAAUUACACUUUCAGUUCAAUAUUCUUGGUUCUUAUUUGGAAUUAUAAAGAAAUCGAUGAUUGUCCAUAUUGAUCUUGAUAAAAAUCUUAGAACUGGUCGUAAUCGUCGUGGUCGUUUACCAGAUGAAGUCUUGGGCAGAUUCACUUUCUUAUUUGAACUAUUAUUAACUCAAUUAAAGCAAACAAAACAGUUGGUUGCCAAGAAUUUUAUUGUAAACAUUGGUUAUUUCAUAAAUGAUCUUUUAGAUAUUUUAUCACGUAGCUUUGUAUUCCCCAUCAUCGAGAACUUUGUACAUGGGUUGGAUAGUGGAAAUCAAGUAAUGGAACUCACCGAAUUGAAAUCGAGAUUCUUUAGAGUAUUAGCAUCCAGUGACUCUUUUAUUGCAUUGAAUUUGGCAUCACCAAUUCAACCAUUCCCAAGUAUUAAUCAAGUAUUCCAAGUAUACUUUAAGAAGCAUUUUACUAUUGGUUUAAUAUUGCAAGAGGUCUAUUCAGUAAUAACAGCUAACGAAAAAGAAAUGAGAUUAAAGGUUAUUCACACUCUUCGUGAAAUCAUCUCCAAGAUCGAUACUAAUCAAGUUUAUAACUCUCAACCAAUGAGAGAAAGAAUUGCAGACCUCUUCUUCCCAUACCUUUUAAUUGUUGUCUACCAAUAUGAUGUCAUUAACCGUUUUGACCAUGAAGAACAAAGAUCAUGGUUAGCAAUCUUUAUUUAUAUUGUCAAAAAUCUAAACAAUACAAAUAUUCUAUCAGAUUGGUGGAAAAAAGAAACCUCUAAAAAUAAUGUUAUAUUCUUUACAAUUUUAACCAAUUGUUUAACAUUGUUUGAUUACGCUAAAGAGUAUAAUGUUAAUCCUAUUGGCCAACAACAGCAACAAGUAAACAAUUCCGACGAAGACAGCGAUAAAUCAUCAUCGGUUAAUAACACUUUAACCCAUCACUCAACUUAUUCAACCGAUAGUAAUAUUGUCGACUCUCCAAGUAAAAAGAAAGAUAAAGGUGAUAAAGAAAAACCAAGUAAAGCCAGUACCAAAGCAAAUGUUAGUAAUAUUAAACCAGAUAAAGCUAAAGCAUUAAUUGAACAAAGUCUUAGUAGUAGUAGUGGAUUUAAACAACUAUCAAAUCUUGGGGCAUCUACAGGAAGUACAAACUCUGCUGGUGGAUUAUCACCAUCACCAUUAAGGGCAUUUGCAAGUAGCGCAACAUUUUUAGUUGAUUACACGGCAAUAGCAUCACCAGAGGUCGUCCAAAUGAUGUAUGGUAAUAUGUGUAAUGAAGUAGUUUUAACCGUAUUAAAUAGUUUAUUAGUAUUCAUUAAAGAAUUUAAACAAGACUUUAAGAAUAGUACUGCAAGUCCAGGCUAUAUUGAAAAUAUCGUUUUCCGUGUAAUUUUAUCAAUAUUAAAGCAAGAUUUAGCAUUUUCAUCGAUUAAGGUUGUAUUUUGUGUACUUUCAACAAUGGUUUCAGAAUUUAGGGAUGUAUUAUUUAAACAAAACAAUUCAAUUUGUGCCGAUUUAACUCAAGUUGUUUUCAAAUAUUGUUGUAGCAAACAUUCUUCCAGUCGUCAAUAUGCCACCACAUUAAUUUAUUUAAUGAUUCAAAACAAUUUGGUAUCAACUCAUCAUUUCUCCCGUAUGAAAUUACAUUCUACCAUUGCAAUUUCUCAAAUCUUAAAUGAAAUCGUUGAAAAAAAUAGUCAAUACGAUUCGAAUGUUGAAGUUAUUUUCAAUUAUUUGAAAGCAUGCUUGGAAUCAAUCACCCAAUUUGUAAAGAGUAAAUGUAGUGAUGCUUUAUUAAGUAAAUCAGGAUCAGCCAAGCCAUCAUUAAUGAAGAGUCCAAAUGGAAAAUCGACAGUAUCAGAACAAAACAAUACAUUUAAUCCAAUCAUAAGUAAACAAAUCGAACAACUCAAAGAAAGAUUAAAUGAUGUUAUUAGCAAUAAUAUCAAGAUUAUGCAACAUAGUUACGAUCCAGAAAUGAAAGCAGAUCUCUAUUAUAAUCUUUCAAAUACAUUCAUCGAAUCACCAGAUCUUCGUAUUACUUGGUUAAAGAGUUUGAAAGAAUUUUUAAAGCAACAAAAGUCAAUGGAAGAAGCUGCCCAGGUUUCAAUUAUUGCCGCUGCUCUCGUUGCUGGAUAUUUGAAACUAUUAAAUCGUUUCCCAAAAGAAUUAUCAGCUCCAAAUUUCAAUACUGUAUCACCAAACGUCAUUAAAGAAUUAACUUUUCCAGAUAUCUCAUUGUUUGCUGAUGUAGAAGGGGAAAUCUGUAAACUAGAACAUUUCACCGAACCUGGCUUCAUUAAUUUACUCAAAGAUGCAAUUCAAAUCCAAAAGAGUGGUUACUUUGAAUCUGCUGCUGAAACCUAUCGUCUUUUAUUACCAACCUAUAUACACCAAAAAGAUUGGACCAAACAAAGAGAUGCCUACCAAGAGUUGGUUAUUCUAUGCAGUCAAAUUAUUAGUGAAAAUGUUGUUAGUCAAAGAAUUUUCAGUAGUUAUUACCGUGUUGCAUUCUUCUGUAAGAAAUUAAAUGAACAUCUCCAUGGUAAAGUUUUCAUCUAUAAAGAAAAUAACUAUGUUCGUCUUUCAGAUUUAUCCGAUCGUCUCAAAGAUCAAUACAGUAAUAAAUUUGGUCAAGAUAAAUUCCAUUUAUUACCAAAUAAUAAAAUUGUUGACGAAUCUCAAUUAGAAAUUGACCAUUUCUAUAUUCAAAUUAUUUCAGUAGAUCCAUAUUUAACACCUGAUGAAUUAAAAGAAAGAAAAACACCAUUCGAACAAAACAAUCAUUUAAACAAAUUUAUAUUUGAAAUUCCAUUUACAAAAUCAGGUAAAGUUCAUUCAGAGAAUAUAACCGAGCAAUGGAAGAAAAAAGUAACAUUAAAAACCGAAAAUUAUUUCCCAUAUUUAAAGAAACGUUUAGAAGUUGUUAGUAAAGAGGAGGUAGAAAUGACUCCAAUUGAAGCCUCGAUUGAAUUAAUUCAAAAGAAAGAUACUCUCUUAAAGGCUGAAUUAAACUCACGUCCAGCUAACACCAAAACUCUUCAAAUUCAUUUACAAGGUUGUUUAUUACUUCAAGUUAAUGCUGGUCCAUUGGCUAUUUGCAGUUCAUUUUUAGGUGAAGGUCAAUAUCAAAAUCACAAAGCCGAACACAUUCAAAAACUAUCCGAGGUAAUGAGAUCUUUUGAUAAGACUCUUCGUUUUGCCGUAAUAUUCAAUAGAUCUUUAAUCGGUGAAGCUGCAGAACUUAAUAAACAAUUAACAGAAGGUUAUAAUAAUUUUAGGGAAAAGGUUUCACAGUAUGUAAAUUUAACUAAUGAUGACGAUUAUUAA
This is a messenger RNA of Dictyostelium purpureum, 6075 nucleotides long. RefSeq lists its product as uncharacterized. The record is from RefSeq and is a predicted model, not a curated record. NCBI's taxonomy places the organism in Eukaryota, Evosea, Eumycetozoa, Dictyosteliales, Dictyosteliaceae. Gene Ontology annotation, biological process: positive regulation of GTPase activity; small GTPase-mediated signal transduction. Gene Ontology annotation, molecular function: guanyl-nucleotide exchange factor activity. The transcript has 4 exons. Bases 1 to 6075 code for a protein of 2024 amino acids.